AUGAGAAUUGUGAAAAUGGAAUCUACUGUACAAGAAGAAAACAGAAUCAGUCAGUCUGUCCAGCAGCUCAGUGAUGCUCACUGUCCAUGUGCUCCAGGUUAUAAGACUUUAGAGGAUGGGAGGAGACACUGUGUUAGACAAGUAUAUGACAUUUGUAGAGAUUCAACUUCCCGAAACCAGGAGGGACAGUGCUUGACUAAGAAAGAAUGGAUGCAUUACUGUACAAAUAAGGUUUGUACCCAUCCUGAAGACUAUCAAGGCUAUGACAAGGUUCUUGGCCUCUGUGUUUGUCGAGCAGACAAUCUGAAUAGUGUGUGUAACUCUCAGUGUAGAAGACAACAAAGAGACAUUCUGCAGUUUGUCUGUAAAGGGAAAAAUGCUCAGCUUUCUCUCACUUACAGAAAUGAGAGCCAGAUUGCCAUUUUCUUGGAACAAUUAAAGGCAGUUCUACAAGUGCUGCAUUCCCCUGCUAAGAACCCCUGCCCUACCGAGCACAGCAUCUCUUCCUAUCCUGUAUACAUGGUGAAAACAAGCGGAAAAGGGUUUUUGGGUGUGUACAAUCCUGAUCCUGAACUGCUGUACAAUCUCAUUGUGCCAAACAAAAUUUCAUCUUCUGACAACAGUGUACCAUUGUCAGCAGCAGCUCCAGGCAUCUUAAAUCCCACUACAUGCAUCAAUAGUAAUGUUACCAUCAUCUUCAUUGUUUCCAAAGAACAUUAUCCAGUGUAUGACGUAAACAACUUGUACAACACAAAUAAUGAAUUUGACUGGGGAGGAUUCCGUAGACUGGCAGAGGAAAUCAAACUGGCCUCCACCAACAUCCUCCUCUUCCUGUACCAAUUCGAACAUCCUGGCACCUGUGUCCUUAGGCUCAGUAGUAACCAGCACAAAAAAAUGAUUCUUUGUCAAGACUUGGGUUGGUCCAAAGAAGGAAAUACCUGCCCUCUAUUUCGAAGGCUGCAGCUGAAAUAUAAUCUUGACAAAUAUUCCUCCAAAGGAUCCACAGUGAUUUCAAUUAAAAAAUGUCAUCCCAGGCUGAAGAAUAAAGGCAGCUUGGAUAAAAACUAUGGAAACUCUGAUGAGCCAGAAGAAACAGGUGAAAUCUGGGAGUCUGGAGAACAGAUAAACCUGGAUUCAUUCAAUACCAAUGUCUUCUUUGAAAUUCUGCUCACACAGUCACUGUCAGUUACAGCCAAACUGAGCCAAUUUAAAGAAGAGCUGAAAAUCUUGUAUCACAAACUUAUGACCGAAAUAGCUUCACUCAGAGAGCUUUGGAUAAUGAGGCUGUGUAUCUCAGAGAAGGCAGAAUCUCAUGACAGCAUAACGAUGGAGAACUAUAUGAAGGCAAAAUAUCAGGCAGAAGAGGAGAUGCUACACAGAAAGCAGCUGGCUGCUGAAUAUGAUGAGAUUGUGAAUAAACAACUUCACUUAUUACACCAUGAUUUGAAAUGCCAAGAAGAGCAUUGUGUCUUGUUCAAGUCUGCCCUGAGAGAGGCAGGGAGAUUGGUGGAAGUACUGACGGAGAAGAUGGCUUGUGGAGGGAACAGAGCCAUGUGGUCUAAACCAGACUACCAAUGGUUGUUAUCCCAGAUAGAUGCUGCAAGCAACAGAAUGUCAAGUGCAGUAAUAAAGGAGAGUCACAGACUCAAGGCAUGGGGUGUGCUGGGAGAUGGAACAGGAGCUCACCUCAUUAACAAAGAUAAAACCAGGCUCCUCACCAAGGAGGAGCUACUGGACUCGGAUGGCUGUGUGAGGGCACCUAACACCAUCUACAUGGAUCCUAUAACUGGACUCUUAACUCCCAACCCAGACUGUGUCACGCUGUUGGUCAAUCACUGCCCCAUGCCCGUGUCUAGGGAUCAGUUCCUACACCCUGAAACUGGAAAAGUGCUCCCCGUGGCUGGUAAUGUUGGAUAUGAUCCAGUCAGCUCUAAACUGAUCUCUGCUGUUGACUCUGCUUCAGGUGAGCUUUGUAAGUCUGAAGUACCCAUAUUCCCCUAUGUUCCGUAUCCUAUCUCUCCAAGGACUGGCUUACCAGUGAAGACUAAACUUCCUAGCUUACAACCUGACAGAGUGUUUAAACUGGGAGGACUCAUGCUAGAUCCAGCUACAGAAAUAGAAGUCCCAGUGCUAGGAGUUACAAUCCAUCCCCAAACAGGACAAAAACUGUCUUUGGGUGGGACGUACAUGAAUCCCCUUACAGGAACAGUGACGCCUCUUGAAAUUGGAGGACCUAUGAUUGAACCAGAGGGAGGAAAGAUUGUCCCAAUACUUGGAGUCAGUUUGGAUAAUAACACAGGAGAUUUGGUCCCAGUUGGGGGGCUGAUGGGACCCUUGGGAAGCCUAUUGCUUCUUGGAGAUUCCUUCUCUGAACCUCUGAGUAGGAAGACUGCUCGGAUACAUGGAGCUUGCCUUAAACAAGAUAAAGUGCUGCCCCAUGCAGGAGGGUACCAGGCGCUGUUGGAAGCUAACACUCUUGUCACCCAGAUCCAUGUGAUUAAAGCCCUGAGGCAGUAUAAAGAUUCAAUUUGUGAAGAUAUGGCCUCAGCAGCAGACAAGCAGGAAGUCUUCAAGGCUGCAGUAGAAGACAUGAAAAAGUCAUUGUCAAUUAGGCUCCAUCAUGCAAUUCAUCGGCUGCGAAGUUUGGAGAAACAACACGAAAUAGCUUCAAGCCUCAAAAGUAAUGGUGGUAAACUGGGUCUUGUCCCUAUCACAGUUGGUGUCAGAACCAUAGAUCCUAUUACAGGUGAAAUUGGCCCAGUCAUAGGCGCUCAAACUGAUCCUUGGACAAACAUUGUAAUUCCUAUUGUUCAGUCCCUAGGAGCUUUACCAAGAGGAGCAGCAGACCCAGAUCUGCUGAGCGUUCUGGAAAAGGAGAUAAAUUCAAGACAAAUGUACUGGCACCGCCAAAGAGAAAGGGAAGAAGAGCUUCUUAAAGAGCUAAACUUUGUAUUUCUUGAUGUCCUUGAUGCUGUAAAGGAAGGAAAGGCACAGAAGAUAAGGUACAAGGAUAAAUUAAAAGACCUAGAGGAAACCUGUCACUUCCUUGAGGAAUCCUCUCUUCAGGAAGGUCGAAGAAGAACUGCCAAGGAUCUGAGCAGCCUACUGGGCUCUGAACUAUCUUUGUUAUCUAAAGCUGAGAGAGAUGAAAAAGAGCAAGAAGUACGAGUUAUAUUGGUGAUCAGGAAAGCGCUGGAAAAAAUGGUUCAAUUUAUUCAAAAGAUGCAGCUCGAGGAAGGCCGAUUACAAAGGCAGAUGAAGGAGAAGGCAUGGCAAAGUAGCAAGAACUUUAACACAGAGACAGUACCCAGAUUCAAGCCCAGAAAGGUCGUACUACAUCAUGUUGCUGAAUUUCAGGAACAUAUAAUGAAACAACAGGUCAGUGUGGAGUCUGCAUACAGCAGACUGGAAUAUCUCAGGGACUUGUUGGACAUCCAGGCUCUGCAGGCAAAGGCUCUUCUCUUUGGGACAUCACAAUGCUUUGAAAACUACCAAGGGACCAGAUUUUAUGGUAUUGCUGGUGUUCCCCACAGCACAUGGGCAGUCAUCCAUCAAAAACUGAUUCCAUUGUUGAAGUCUCUGGUUCAGACACUGGAGGAAAACACAAGGAGUGACAGGUCACUUGAGACACUAAUUCUUCAAUCAGGAUACUCCUCAAGAAGCACCUUAAAGGCAUCUACAGAUCAGUCUGAGGCAUUCAGGACUGCAGCAAGCCAGGAAAUUGCUCCGGCUGCCACUCUAUCACCUGUGCUGCCCUCUUUUUUCUUACCAGGGGGAUCCCAUAUACAGGAAGAAAUCCUGACAAGGUUUUUUUUAGAAAAGCACGCCAGUGAAUUGGUGCAUUUAGAGCUAUCCUUAAUGACGGAAGAAAUAAACAUGAUCUGCUACUUUUAUGAAUCAGCCAAAACUAAGGAAAAGGAAGAAUGUAAAGAAAAUUGGGGGAUGAAGAGCCAUAAAGAAAUGGAUGUAGCCAACGACUGGGAUACAUUUCUGAAGGAGUUAGCUGAAUGCCACCAGCGUGCUGAACAAGCUCUCUAUCAGAAGCAUUGGGAAGAAAUCAAGCAAUCAGGGCUCAGCCGGGAUCUAGUAACACCCAAAGACCACUUACAUUCUCUAGAUGAAAUUCUACAUCAUUUAUCACUGCUUGGUGCUGAUUUGCAAAUGACAGAUUCCCACAUCAGAUAUGAUGUCACUAAAAAACAAGAUAGGCAGACGUGUCCAGAACGUGUGUUAAGGAUUCUGAACACUUUACACUACAGAGCUACCGGAGAAACUGUGGCCCAAGAGGUGGCCCAGAUUACUGAGGAGCAGCAAGUGGAGAGAGCUGUGGCUUUUCUCCAGAAACACCACAAAGAAGGGGACUUACUUAUUGGUUUGAAGGAAGAGUCAGAGACUGAACUGAGGAGUAUGCAGACACAGUUCAGAAUGGAGCUUCAAACCCAAACAGAAGAAAAGGUGCAAGCCAAGGAAAUGCAAGUGAUUCAGGAGGCUGAAAGACAGGCGUUACCAAAUCACAUUGAGCAUGUGGCAUAUUUUAUCCUAUCUCAGAGACACUUGCGGCAAACAGUAAUAGUGCUGCAAGACAGCUACAGAUUCCAAAAGGCAGACUUGUGGACACAGACUGAAGAAAGAAACCUGUGCGAGCUUGUCAUAGAUGGGGAUGAUGGUAUGAUGGGCAUCUUACAUCUAUUGAAAGAUAACAUGGAGUACAGGCUUUCAGGGCUGGAGCUGAAACAAGCUGCCAGAUUAUUACAACUCAGAGAGAAACAGUUUUUGGAAAUAACCAAAUGCCUGAAAGACUACUCUUUGGACAAGCCUGUGGAUGAAGCUGGCUUCACAGCCAACGAUCUACAGGAAUUCAGAAAGCAGACAAUAAGGGGACUGAAAGAACAGCUCAAAAUCUUCAUAGGUGAUAAAAGAACUAAGGAGAAUAUUUCAAGCAAUCUUGAUCCACUACAGAAAAUGAUGAACCAACACAAUGAAACUGUGGCCUUCCUGCAAAAGGCUUUUCACCAAGACCUGGAGAAACUGAGAAGGAGGCUAGAGCCAGCAGAGAAGAAAAAAGAGAAACCACAAGAAAACAGUCGUGUGUCAUCUGCAGCUGCAUCCUCAUCAGCCAAAGAGAAACCCAGCCAGGCAGAAGACCCGGUUCUAUCUCUCUUGGCAGAGAAUGUCAAGAUACUGAAGCAAACUGAACAAUUGUUGGUAUCAAGGAUUAUUCUCCUGAAUCCUCAGUUCAGGUCACCUCUUCUGUGUGAUGAUGAUAAAGCCAAAUAUAUGAAAUCUUCUCCACUUCUUACUCUUCUGAAAGAUGUGAAUGACCAGCUCCAAGUUCAUGCGAUGGCAUUUGGGCUUCUGGAAAGCCAUCUGCAGGAAAAAGACACAGGAAGUCCUUUUCAGGAUAUAUUGGAUGCUUUGAUGACUCAUAAAGGUGAACUAAUACCAGUUCAUCCUCCAACACUUUCUGCAAGGGAGUUUGUAAUAUACCAAUAUGGCAUCUCCAUUCUUCAGUUUCUCAGGCCUCAUAUCAAUGCUCCAGAAAUUAACCUGUGUGUUGCCUCCAGCAUACCUCUCAGUAACACCACAGGCAAUGCCUUCCAAAACUCUUUCUUUUAUCAGAUUUCAGAGAAAAAAUUAUUCAUUUUAAGAGAGUAUCUGGGUUGUGUGGGCAGCUUCAUUCUGCUGCUGGUGCACUGUCUGGCUCACAUCACUGCUGCUGACCUCAGCCAUGACUCUAGCCCCACCUUUCAGAGACUGUUUUAUCAGGCACUAAAGGCCUGUCUCAGUGAAAUGUUCUUCCUUAGACUCCGGAUGUCAGCAGUUCUCCAGGACAAUAAAUCCUCUGUGAAGAUAAGUGAGAUCCUGUUGAAGGGAGAACCAUUCUCUGAGGAGAAAUUAAAUCUCAUCUCUCAGCUUUUAGAUGCAAAAGUAAAAUCCACUAGAGAGAUAGAGGUGUCCGAUGAGAGGAAUAGGAACCUCUUACUCCAUACAAAUCUUGAGGACCUGCUGAAGAAUAAACUAUCUGUAAAGAAGAAAGAGUGUUUUACCCACACCUCAGCUGGCAGGAAAGAGAACAGCUUUGGUGCGAGGACAAGGCCAGAAGAGGAAAGCUGCUCUUACUUCAGCCUUUCAGAAAUGGAAGAUCAAUUGGAUACAUUAACUGAGGAGCUGGUGAAAGUCAUAGAGGAAGAACAUUUUUUAAUGUAUGCAGCCAGUGAAGAUUUGCUCUUUGGUUUGAAGAAAGACUGUUUGGUAAAGCAAAUUGAAAUAUUAGAAGGGAAAAUAGUAAAAGGCAGAGAGGUGUUUAAUUAAUAUUAACAACAGCAAAGAAAAAUAUUGGUGACUUUCUUCCAGUUUGGGUGUCUGCACUCACCUUCAGACUUCACACACACACACACACACAGACACAGUUUAUUCCAAGACAGGUACAUGUUUUUCAAACUCACUCAUUAAAUCUGAUUUUAAAGCAUUUAUGGUAACUUAAAAAACUGACAGGGCCUAAGGCUAGUCGACUCCCUGAUUUCUUCUGAAAUAUCCAUUAUCACUAAUAAGCAGUCAAGAUAUUUUGAUUAUUGUCAUUGCACAAGCACAUGAAAUCUCAGUUAACUAUCAACUAGCAAAGGAAUGCAGGUGGUAUUUUAGAAAUAAACUCCCAUCUGAUCUGUU
Gopherus evgoodei (Goodes thornscrub tortoise) is the source of this 6666-nucleotide messenger RNA. RefSeq lists its product as uncharacterized. The record is from RefSeq and is a predicted model, not a curated record. Lineage: Eukaryota; Metazoa; Chordata; Testudines; Testudinidae. The transcript is spliced from 37 exons. Bases 1 to 6312 code for a protein of 2103 amino acids.